This is a messenger RNA of Schistosoma spindalis, 390 nucleotides long. NCBI's taxonomy places the organism in Eukaryota, Metazoa, Platyhelminthes, Trematoda, Strigeidida, Schistosomatidae. The record is from the annotation of a GenBank genome assembly.
AUGAAUAUGAUACCAUACCUUAACAACAAUAAUAAUAAUAUUAUUAUUACUAUCCUAUUACAAUGUAUUGGAUUAGGAUUUGUUAAAACAGAAUUUAUUUAUGGUAGUUAUGAAUUGAUUAGUUUGACUAGAGAUCCAAAAUCCUAUAGUGGUAAAUUAUGUGGAGUGUGUUUGAAAUUUUAUAAUUCCGCCAUGUCAUUAUUUCUGGACCAUACGAAACUUGAACGUUUACAAGAAAAAUUAAUUAAUAUCUGUGAAUUUAUGGGACCAUUUCGUGAUCAAUGUGUAGCCCUAGUCACUUUUACAAUGUUUAAAACAAUUAAUAAAUCUAUAGCCCGAAUCGAUCCAUCGGUAUCUUGUGAAGGUUGGUAUUUAUGUUAUAGAAAAUAG